Messenger RNA from Sipha flava (yellow sugarcane aphid), 3857 nucleotides. Its product is annotated as flocculation protein FLO11-like. NCBI's taxonomy places the organism in Eukaryota, Metazoa, Arthropoda, Insecta, Hemiptera, Aphididae. Bases 353 to 2914 code for a protein of 853 amino acids. The record is from RefSeq and is a predicted model, not a curated record. The transcript has 3 exons. Gene Ontology annotation, biological process: cell differentiation; regulation of transcription by RNA polymerase II. Gene Ontology annotation, molecular function: sequence-specific DNA binding; DNA-binding transcription factor activity, RNA polymerase II-specific. Gene Ontology annotation, cellular component: nucleus.
GCGUAACACGUCGGCGCAUAAUAUCCGCACCGCAGUCGCGGGACACGGACACUCGACAUUCAGUAAAGUAACAGCCACGCGCGCGGGAGUCUCUCGUGCGUCUCAGCAAACAACGACUGUUCAAUCGGAGAUCAUCGCCACGGGUCGUCUCGAAUGCGCUGCACGGGCAACGUCAGGUGUACUCGCGGGACGUGACUUUGUUCGCAUAUCGCCCCGUAUACGCGCGGACGGCAAACACUGUUCUUGAGAUCGCGACCACGGCGGUCGAAUAUUUUCGACGACGUAGUAGCACGACAACCGUCGCUCAUUCGUUUACUGUCACAACGGAUAUCGCGCCCCCGCGGUGGCUGCGAUGAUUCUUAGUGCCGGCGCCGAUUGCUGCACCGAUUCGACGGCGGCCUCGACGACUACCGGCGAUUCGACCAUGAUGAUGGCGAAUCUGCAACAAACGCAGCAAGACGAACCCUCGACAGAUUUCUGGUGGUGGUCAACGACGACGGCCCAACAGCCCGACGGCGGCCCGGUUGCCGGACACCAACACCAACAAAUAUCGUCGUCUUCCCAACAGCAGCAGCAGCAGCAGCAGCAGCAGCAGCAGUUGCAGCAGCAACAGCAACACCAACAAAUGGAUACCAGUGGUGGUGGCGACAACGACGACGAGUUCGACGGUUUCGACCUGUCGCUGUUGAUAAACGGCUGUGCCGAAGGAUAUUUCAGCGACGCCUCGUCGGCCGACUGUCGCGUACCGGCGGCCGCUAUUUCUGCGACCGUUACGGUGCACACGAACGCCAUGCUGAACGCCGACAGUGAAUGCGAUUAUUACCCGGCGACCACGACGACAACGGCGGCCGUUACGUCACAGCAGCAACAACAACUGGACCUGCAACAACUGUUGUCCAUAUACGACGACAUGUGCUUUUUCAGCGGCGACGCCACCGAGGACGACAUAAAACCUUCGCCGAUCUUCCACAUGCAACAGUCACCAGCCGCGGCCGUUGUGACCACCACGACCAACGACGGUGACAACGUACGUCGAACCAAGACCGCCACCAGCCCCGCGGCCGUCGUACCCAGCAUGGUCAAUACGGCGGCUACGGCACCGCCACCGCCUCCGCCGCCGUCGCCACCACCGGCAACGACGACAACGACCAGCCACGUCGACAGCGCCUCCAAGACCACUCUGCUGAGAUCGCUUCUGACGGCCUCGACACCGCUGCCGGCGAUUGAACUUCUAUCGUCCGCUGCUGUUCAACCGAGUGAUUCGACCGCGGUAGUGGAAUCCACCACCGAAGCGGUCACGGCCAUCACGACGACAACGAGCAGUUUCCCCGCGGCGACGCCGCCAGCAACGGCGGCCAGCAAAGGCAACAAACAUCGAUUGUUGAUAGAAAUGUUGCGAGGCGUUAAAAACGACGAUGUCGUCGUCCCGACAGCGGCCGUUCGACCCGCGAGGCGCAGACCGCGUACAGCGGCUUUCGGUACGGACGACGAUGGAGAGAUCCCGUGCGGAUCCCGUCGUCGAAUGGACGCGACUCCGUCGCCGAAGACCGAUGACGGACAAGGUCUCCGGCAAGACGAAAUGAACGACGAAGAGCUACUGUUGUACGGCGGUCCUUACUAUUCCGUGACCGCUUCGUCGUCGUGGCUAGACCGUAUGGUAGCCGCUGCCGCGGCCGAUACAACGGGUAAUUGUGGCAUGCCCUGGAAUAUCCUAACACAGCAGCAACAGCAACAACAGCAACCGCAACAACAACUAGAGUUGAACCGGUGCGGAAAUCCUGAACAACGAAACACCGAAGCCGACGGUGGUCGCGAUAACAUCGAUAACAUUGUGGACAACUCCUACGGUUUGGGCAACGACUUUUGCAACGACUACAGCAUCGAUGGCAGCGGAAUAUUCGACCAAAGCGGCAUGGACCCCGGAUACUUCUCCGUGGCUUCGAACGAAGUCGCGUACAGCCCGCCGACUGCAGCGCAAGUGCCGUCCGUUACGCCACCACCAGCGUCGUGCAGCGACCCUUCGACGACAACCAACGCGAGCGACGACGGCAUGGUGCAGCAAACGUGUUGGAAGACGACCGAAGCCGCGGUGUCGGAUGAUUAUUACGACCGGCUACUGCUGACGGUCAUGAUGGAGGCAGCGACAGCGGAGCCGCAGGACGAAGACAUCAAGCCCACGCCGAUUUUCCAUCUGCAGAAGCCGUCAGCCGCGGCCGCGUUGGUGACGACCACCAGCACGACCGGCUGCGACGGCGUGGCCGGGACCGCCGAAAACGUAGGCAACAGCUGUAUCAGCAGCAGCACGGCCAACGGCAACGGAUCAUCGGCAGACGGCGACGGCAGUGGCGACGCGGACUCUAACGAACCGGACGUGCUGGCGCAAUUGAAGCCUCCCGUCGUUGCGGAACCACGGAUCGCGACCGUCAUGGUACCGAGCACCGUUACCAUCCCUGCACUGGCGAACAAGGCUUCGGCGGGUGCGAACGGCACGUCGUCGUCGCAACACAUCCACCUGUGGCAGUUCCUCAAAGAGCUGUUGAUAACGUCGUCCGCGGCCGCCGAGCAGACCGCGACCGCCGACGAGGACGUCGCCGCUCACGUGUCGCCGCCGUCGUCUCCGGCCGCGUCGACAACGUCCAACGCCGAGCUCUCGCCACCAUCGGCCGCCGGCACCGCCACCGCGAGCAGACAGCAGCAACAGAUGAUCCGGUGGCUGGAUCGGAAACAGGGCGUGUUCAAGAUCGAAGACAGCCAAGCGGUGGCGCGCCUGUGGGGCCGCCGAAAGAACCGGCCGGCUAUGAACUACGACAAGCUGUCCCGGAGUCUGCGGCAGUACUACAAAAAAGGUAUCAUGCGGAAGACGGAACGCUCGCAGCGACUCGUCUAUCAAUUCUGUCACCCGUACAACGCCUAAACACUCGACAGCCAAAUCGCACAAACCAGGGCUGCGAAACUGCGCGUUAACCAAUACGCGUGAUUUCCCGGUUCAGCUUCUUUCUCGACGUCAAAACCACACCCUAGUGGUCUAUUCUUCUAUUUAUUCCUACACAUUGUAUAUUUUCUCUGCACGCAAUUCCUUAUUGUCGUAUACUGCGUAAUAUAUAUAUAUAUAGCCACGUAGUUGUCAGUGCCUAACGGCGGUUAAGGUGCUGAUAAGUCGAAUCGGUGGCGGUAAGCGUUUACUCGUACUAGUUGCAAACGCAUUACGUCGCGUAGCACCUCCGACCAGUGACCAGUGGUCAAUGUUUCGGCGGACGUACGCGACACUCUGCGGUCGGCCAUGUCGUACUCGCUGGCACGCCGUGGACGGCGGUGGACGGGCGGCGUGCGCAGUGCCGCUUACGGCGAGCGAUAAUCGCGGAAGGUAAUUUUCGCGAACACCGUCGCCACACAUCGCGUUCGGGGUUACGGGGUUGGGGGGGCUUGAGCGGGCGCGAGCUUUGGUUCGUUGUCGAUAACGCGUUUUUUCGCGUCUUCUCCAUUCGACAGCAGUGCGCCAACCGCGUCACGCAUACCGACGGGCAAGUUCGUUCGUCGCGCGCGUAUGCCCAACAGAGUCAUCGUGCCGCGCAAGGUUUUCGCGGCCGUUGGCGUUCACGUGAGCUCUCGUGAUAUUCGGCUCCGCUUGCUAAGGGUUGAUGGGGGGAGGGGGUGUUAAGCGUCUCGAGCGCAUAUUUUUUUUUCAUUUUGAUUUAAAAAACCAUCCAAUCGUCGAUGCCGAUCGGCGGUGUUUUCGGGUGGUUGUUAUCGGUCCCAUAUAUCAAUGAUAUAUUGUCUAUUUCGUACGUUCUGUGAACAUGUUUUUAUUGUAAUUAUAAAAUAUUAUAUAUUAUAAUCGUUUAUCAUAAUAAUAAUAA